This is a messenger RNA of Colletotrichum aenigma, 546 nucleotides long. RefSeq lists its product as uncharacterized. Lineage: Eukaryota; Fungi; Ascomycota; Sordariomycetes; Glomerellales; Glomerellaceae. The transcript is spliced from 2 exons. The coding region runs from base 1 to 546 and encodes 181 amino acids. The record is from RefSeq and is a predicted model, not a curated record.
AUGACGACCGACGACGGCGUUCAAUACAAUGCGCAGGACGCCAACGUCUCCUACGAUGCAGAGCUUCUUGGCAACUUCGCUAAUAGCGACUUCUUUGCGGAUCAGUCUGUAGGAGUUUCUGGUAUUAAUUGGCUGUCUCCUGAGUACUUCACCAGCUUUGACUGGGCACAGCCCACAGCUGCCGACGGAUCGACCAUUCCGAGUUAUGACCGCCUUCAAAUACUUUCCUCGGCUGGGAACCAGCUUGUACAGGGUCCUUGGUUCAACCUUGUGGCAGAGCCCCUGCCUCAGAUCCAAGAACCACCAGCGACAUCUAGCCACGAUAUACACGAUCCAGAUCAAACGCUGGGAACUAGGCAUGGCGGCAGCUCCAAUGGGUCAGUCAUGUCCACGUCAACAACGGGAACCUAUUACGUCGAUGGAGCGCCCACUAGAGCCCCAUUCAAAGGAGGCCCAGUCCAGAUAUAUGGCGAAGAAGAAAUCGAAUGCCCGGGGCUUCCAAACGUCGUUCAAGCAGAUGAUUACAGCGAAGGCUCAAACAUCUAA